Messenger RNA from Anthostomella pinea, 708 nucleotides. The record is from the annotation of a GenBank genome assembly. Lineage: Eukaryota; Fungi; Ascomycota; Sordariomycetes; Xylariales; Xylariaceae.
AUGACUACCGCCCACAGGCCUACCUUCGACCCAGCUCGUGGAAAGGAAGCCCUUCGAGGGCCUGCCUAUCACCAAAGGCUCCUGCCCGCCCAUACACAGCUUAAGUUUCGACAACCCGGUCAAGGAGGAGAUGCCGACGAAGUCCGUGACCUACGAGCCGAGCUCCUCGCAGCCGAAGCCGCCCACUUCGCGAAGCAGAACGGCGGUGCCCUGCCCGACGCCAACGAGACCGAUACGUCACCAGCCGCCAUCAACAACGCAAAGCGACCCCUGGCGAUAGCUGACGGAGAGGAAGACCCGGAGGCGAAGCGGCGGCGCAUAUUAGAGGAGUCGAGGGACAUCGAUGCAGACUCGGAGGACGGCUCCGAUAAUGACAGCGAAGAAGAGAGCGACGAGGAGAGCGACGACGACGAGGCAGAGCUACAGCGGGAACUGGAGAAGAUCAGGCGGGAGCGCGCCGAGAAGCGGGAGAAAGAGGAGGCAGAGAAGACGGCGGCCGAGGAGCAGGAGCGCGAGCGCGAUAUUGCGCUUGGUAACCCGCUGUUGAAUCCCAAGCAGAACUUUAAUAUGAAGCGGAGAUGGGACGACGAUGUUGUCUUCAAGAACCAGGCCAGAGGGACUGAAGAUAAGGGCAAGAAGAAGGAGUUUAUCAACGACUUGCUACGAUCCGACUUCCACAAACGUUUCAUGAGCAAGUACGUGCGAUGA